Messenger RNA from Pogoniulus pusillus (Red-fronted tinkerbird), 5430 nucleotides. RefSeq names its product MAP7 domain containing 3 (gene MAP7D3). Gene Ontology annotation, cellular component: microtubule cytoskeleton. The record is from RefSeq and is a predicted model, not a curated record. The transcript is spliced from 20 exons. NCBI's taxonomy places the organism in Eukaryota, Metazoa, Chordata, Aves, Piciformes, Lybiidae. The coding region runs from base 133 to 2661 and encodes 842 amino acids. Gene Ontology annotation, biological process: microtubule cytoskeleton organization.
CACUGCGCUCCCGCGGCUCCUUUCUGCCCGGCCGGCAGGCUCGCGUCCCGGCGCUGAAGAUGGCGGAGGGCGGCGCGGCCCCCCCCGUCCUGCUCUUCCUCCUCUUCCUCCUUGAAGGGGCUGCGGGAGCAGAUGGUUGCUGCAGCCCAAGCCAUAGCAGAAGAAAGAAGAAUCCAAAGUGGCAUGAGCCCUCUUGCAGUCCAGACCUCAAUAAAUAUAAAGACAGCAACUAAACCAGUGAUAGAUGGCUCCACUCUGAGAACAGAAGAAAGACAAAGGCUGGCCAGGGAGCGUAGAGAAGAGCGAGAAAAGCUACAUGCUGCCAAAGAGACACAGAUCCUGGAAAAGGAGAGAAAAGCAAAACUCCAGUAUGAGAAACAGUUAGAAGAAAGGCAGAGGAAGCUAAAAGAACAGAAGCAGAAAGAAGAGCAGCGGAGGGCAGCGGUGGAAGAAAAGAGAAAACAAAAGAUAGAGGAGGAAAAGGAGCGAUAUGAAGCCGUUAUGCAUCGCACCCUGGAACGGAACCAGCGGCUGGAGACGCGACAGAAGAGAUGGUCAUGGGGAGGCUCUGUAACUCCAGAUUCAGAGGGCAAACCUGAACAACAGACUGCUGAUGAAGGUGGAACUGAUGGCAGCAAGAGGUCCACCUCCACAGCAAACCUCAAGCAGACAGAAGCUGUCAUGACCAAACGGUUAUCAUCGUCUGCAGCGCUCCUCAACGCUUCCGAUCGAGGUACCGCAAAGAGAAGUGCCUCAUUAAACAGGCUGAAUAACAAAGUUCCUCUGCAUUCUCAGCAGUCAGCACUCAAAGGUUCACAGGUGGAACAGAAAGGAGGAACAGAAAAGAAGAGGAGCACAUCUUUGAGUAGAAUGAGUAGUAAACCCCAAUCCUCUCCAGACCUAGAAAAAGUGAAAAAGGAAGAAAAAACAGCUCGUCGCUCCCAGCUCAGUCCUCUGGACAGUAGCGUAAUCAGUCGCCUCCUCGCCCCCACACAGGCCUCUUUAGCUAGGAGUAAAAGUGCUGCUACAUUGUCGGCUGAUGGACAAGAUCCCUCAGAAUCUCACCUCUGUCCUCGUUCAGCUUCAGCCAGUUCCAUCAGUUCCCCAGUCCCAGCUCCUAAAGUGCCUGUGCGCAGUCGUAGCAUCGACAGGUUGAAGUCCUCUGUCUCCUCAUCUGAUGCAAGCUCACCGGAUUCAACUCAGAAAUCAGAGACUGAGAAAGCAUCGCCAGGUUCUGGAUUCAGGCGCCCUCCCUCGCCAUCUGUGUCUGCCCACCGAAGAUCCCCUUCUCCUGCUAAUGUGAUGAAACGUCCUCCCUCACCAUCUACACUUAGGCAAAAGACUCGCCCACCUUCACCUACUGUGUCAAAACAAAGGCCACCAUCUCCUACUCCAGUCUCUAAACCAACACCAAUCCAACGGCUGCCUCUCACACCAAGUGUUAUAAACAUUACCAAAAAGAAAACUGAAGUAGAGAGCAAACCAAAGGAUAAGAGCACAGAAGGAGCAGGGCAAGAACAAGGUGCUUCACCAGCCUUGGACAGGGAUGCAGCAGCAGCUAGCACAAAGACCAAAGAAGAAUCAGGUAGCAAAACUGUAGCAGGGACCACCACAGCUGAGGAAGCUGCUAAAAUCUUGGCAGAGAAGCGGCGUCUAGCACGGGAGCAGAGAGAGCGCGAAGACCAAGAAAGAGUUCAGAGACAGGAAGAGGAAAGACUCAGAGAAGAGGAGAUGGCCAGGAGAGCACUCGAGGAACAGGCACGACAGGAGGAGAUGCUCCGCCAGCAGGAGGAGGCAAAGAAGGUGGCUUAUGAAGAACAGCAAAGACAAGCUGAAGAGGAGAGGAUCCGCAGAGAGCAGGAGGAGCAGGAAAAGCUUGCAGAGCUUCAACACCAGAGAGAAGAAGCUGAAGCAAAAGCUCAAGAAGAGGCUGAAAGACAGAGGCUGGAAAGGGAAAGGAUUAUGCAGCAAAAUAAGCAAGAAAGGCUGGAAAGAAAAAAGAGGAUUGAAGAAAUAAUGAAGAGGACACGGAGAUCGGAUCAAAGCGAGUCCAAGUUGCAGAAUGAAGGGAAGGCUGCCUCUGAGGCUAUGGAGGGAGAGGAUAUUGAAGAGGAGGAAGAGUUGGGUCUUGAGAAGACUGAUCAGCCAGGAAAGCUAAAUGGUGUUGACUUACCCCAGGAAGUCAAGGGAGAAGAAGGUGGUGCUUUAGAAACUGCCCCCAGCUUGACCUCUGCAGACUCUAAGGAACCAGAUGUGUCAGAGCUGAAGGGCAGUGAAGUGUUCAUGAAUGGAAGUGACUUGAAAAGUGAUGAGGGAUCUCCACUUGUUGCUGAGUUAAAGGAUUCCAGUCAUUCUGCAGAGGAAGUGGUUGUUGAUGACUCAGUGAAGCUGGGGGUUAAUGAAGCUGACCAUCCAGUUGGACUCAUUCAGAAUCUUAAUGGCAAGUCUGGCUCGUGGACUUUUGAGGAGUUGAUUGACGUUGGAGUACAUUCCAGGUCAACCAAGCUGAGCUCAGACAGCAUCUCUGCUGGGGACUGUAAACAAAACUUGAAUGAUGCUGCUGCUACAUUACCUUCUAGUCCCAAAUUGGCUUUUGAGGAAGAUGGUGCAGUGAAUUCAUUGACCAAACCUAUAGAUGCUUCAUCAGGUAAUCCAAGCUGAUUUCCUUCUCUGUCUCUUCCUCUGCCUCUAGGUAAUUCACUUCCUUGUGUUUUACUCUCCUUGCCUUAACUUCAGCUUCUUCUUUCUGAGGCACUUUUUCCUAUGUGUUGACUGGAGGAAAAGUUUGUUUUUUUCUUUAGUGCUUGCAACUUGCAUUCUGUCAAAAGGAGUCACCAACUGAUGGCUCUUUUAGAGCCUUGCUUUAGGCAGCAACCUAGGCCUGGCAUGAAGGCUCUUCCAAAGACACAGCUGAGCCCCUCUGAAGCGCCUGUUAUCUCCUACUAGCACUCAGGCCCAUCUGUUGUAUGUUUAGGCUGCUUCUAUGCUGCCUUAAAUGGCACAUGUUACAUUUGAAGAUACUAACAGUUCAGAAUGUAUCUGAUGUGACUCUGCAAAUUAAACCUUUCCACUCCUAAACAUGUUCUGUAACUUUCUGAUGCUGGCCUGUGUGGUCUUACAAGGCGUCCUCAGGCUCUGGCAAGGUAUUACCUCCCUGUUGUGCUUACUGUAGAGUAGUCUUUCACUUCCUUGAGGGGGAGUAACACCAACCUUAAAUUCUCCAGACAGUUGUGUUGCCUUUUGAGAGGAGUAACAGAGCUGCACAUAACAAUACUUUGAAUUUUCCAGAAGAAGCAGGGUUGCAUCUGAAGCCUCAGGUACUUGAAGAGGCCCAUCCCUGCUGCAGUACAAGCAUAGCAGAUCAGAGAGGCUUCAAGAAGUGGGAGUUAGGCUAAACAACUCCGGUCUUGGAGCUGAACCCCAAACAGCAGGGCUCUUUCCAUGAGAGAAUGAGGAUGUGAUCAUUUGAACCAAGUGGCAGUGGAGAAACCCAGAACCUGUUAUCCACAUACUCCUUUGAGUGAUGUGUAGCACUUUUGGCUCCAUUAAAGGGUAGCACUUUUCCAGCCUGAAUUGUUUCCCGAGUCUCCUCUGUCGCUCUGCGUCUCUCUGUGCCUCAGCCCCAUGGGCACAGCCCUACUGAGGCUUCCCUUUGAGGCCACAGCUCACUGGACCAUGGGAAUAGAUGGACCUAAUGUGGUGCAGCUGCUUGUUCUGAUCAACCCCAUUAGCUUUUCACUAAAGAAAGCCUUGCCUUUACAUUUAGAGCUUUAAUUAUGGUUAGGAUUAAGAUUGAUGUUCGUAGCUUGGAAAGUUAACUUAUGUCUAAAAAAAAGAAGCUGCUGUGCUGGUUUUUGGACUGUGAGUGAGCAAAUGGUUGUGUGCUGACUUGCUGGCUUUGACAGAGUUGUGAGUUGUUAAAUGUUUUCUUCUCUUUGCUCUCUGGACAGAACUGUGAACACUAGAGACCUGGAAAUAAUCUGAUUGCACUUCAGUGUAUUUUAGCCAGUACCGAAGGCCUUGUUUUGAAAAGCUGCUUUGUUUACCUUUGUCCAUCUUCAAGUUUGCAAAACAAAACACAAAACCAUCAGGGGAGGGCUGACAAACUUUGUCAUUUUGCACCUUGAAACAUUUCAGGGAAGCUCUUUGUGCUGAUGUUCUCUUUUCCAUUUGUUUAGCUAACUGUUAGGGAAGAUUUCCUUGUUGUGUUCUCGUUCCUUUGGCUUCUACAGGCUUUGCUAUAACCUGGUUGGGUCUGGGAGGCAGGGAGGGGAGGAGGUUAUUGGCAUAGCAGUAUCACAGCGAAGUGCCACUGGCCACAUUUUGCAUGUUCUUAAGUUGGCACUUGGAAUCAAAGAGUCCUUCAGGGGGUGUUGAAGCUGACCUCCCUUUGUAACACUCUCAAAACCUGCUGUUGCUCCUUGGUUUGUGUACUGCUGACAAAGAAAUCCUCAGAUUGGAGUGGGGAAGGAAACUUCUAACAUCAAGAGAUUGGCAGUUUCAGAAUACAGCAUUGAACCACCACCAACGUUGUAGUCUGUUGGCAAACAGCAAAAGCCAUCACAGCAGAUGCACUGACCCUGAUGUUGAGUACCUGGUUUUGUCUGUCCCAGUGCAGCUGAACGUGUCAUGCUUUUACAAGUGGUUUCCUGUUGAGUUACUUAACUGAGCAGUUAAGUUACUUCUUAUUUAUCUACAUUUAUGGAAGUACUAUUUUUUUUGUGUACAUAACAGUAUUAGACCACUGAGUUCAUGUUUUGUUCAUUGUUAAUUAUUCUAAGUGUUCCUGUUCUAGCUUUAUAACAGUGGCUGCAAGCUGCAUAAAUAUAUAUAUAUAUACACAUAUAUAUAUUUCCCUUCCCCUAAAGCCUGCAUUCAGCCAUCUACUUAACCCAAAUUUGCUUGCUUUUUUACAGCACGCAGAGAUUAACUAAGCAUCUUCUGAGAACUGCUACUAAAAGGCAGAAUGCAGCCUUGUUCAUGUCCCCUGCAACAGAUGUAGUAGGUCAGUGAUCACCUCUUUGAAAGACUGGCUGUCUCAAAUCCUGCCUCAUCAAUCCAGACCAAUCACCCAAGUGGCAGCUGCGUUGUCGGGGUGAAAUGCAAAUGGGUUUGCUGGCACUAAAUGCGUCCUCCCCUCAGCAGGGCAGUUAGGAUAGGAAACCCUCAGCAGUCUUACUCGUGCUGUUUGCGGUUCAGAACAUGGUUAGAACUCUUUUAGACCUUAGAGCAGUGCCUUAGGUAAAAGGAGAAAUGUAUUUUUGUAUGAUAGCAGUUUCAUGCUGGCAGAGACAAUCGUUCUAACACAACAAAAAGAUGCUGAGACUAUGGAUUUCUUUCUUCCUGUGCUGAUAAUAUUUGUUGAAUGCUCUGUUACAACUCUCUGUAAAUAUCUGCUCCCUGUUAAAUAAACUUUGCAGUUGAACAAUG